AUGCGUGCAGAAAAGCGUGCGUUUGUGCACUCACUCUGUCAGUACUACUAUAUACACUCGGAAUCCGUUGACCCCGAACCGAAUCGAUCAUGCCUUCUCACAAGGACGCCAAAAAUUCGCAUCCCAGUUCCGUUGCUUAGUGAGGCAGUUGCUGAAGAUGAGAAGCAUAAUCCGUCGAACUUCGUAAAGGAAAUUUGCGGAAAUAACGAGCUGUUUUAUAGUCGUGUGAUCGUCAUGAAGGGUGAGAAUGUGAAUACUGUUUCGGUGUCUCGUGUCUUGGAGGAAUUCAUUGGCGAUUUUGUAUGUGAUGCAGAGGAGAUGCUGUCGGAUGGUACGAAGCGACUGAAGGUUUUUUUUACCCAUCAGACUAAGCAGCAGCACGCGUACCGACACCUUCGCAGCACUGGACCUCCAUUUCAGUUCUUCAUCCCACGCAUGACUGAAGAGCAACCUUUAAAAGAGAAAAAGGUUCUAGGCUCCUCCUCUUGGGCAAACUCGGUUUGGUGCAGGAGGAAUAAUCCAAAAUGA
Molecule: messenger RNA, 528 nt
Organism: Trypanosoma grayi
Lineage: Eukaryota; Euglenozoa; Kinetoplastea; Trypanosomatida; Trypanosomatidae
Product: putative transcription factor-like protein
Exons: 1
Coding region: 1-528 (175 amino acids)
Molecular function (GO): nucleic acid binding
Source: RefSeq, a predicted model, not a curated record